AUGGAUCACCUCAUGCCUCCCAACAAUGUGACUGAAUUCAUUCUCUUGGGGCUCACACAGAAUCCACACUUGCAGAAAAUACUCUUUAUUGUAUUUUUAUUUAUUUUUCUAUUUACCGUGCUGUCCAAUCUGUUCAUUGUCAUCACCAUCUCCUCUAGCCCCACACUUUCAUCACCCAUGUACUUCUUUCUCACUUACUUUUCCUUUAUAGAUGCCUCCUACACCUCUGUCACAACACCCAAAAUGAUCACCGACCUGCUCUGCCAGAGGAGAACUAUUUCUUUGGCUGGCUGCCUGACUCAGCUCUUUGUGGAGCACUUGCUGGGAGGCUCAGAGAUCAUCCUCCUUAUUGUCAUGGCCUAUGACCGCUACGUGGCCAUCUGCAAGCCCCUGCACUACACAACCAUUAUGCGACAAGGGAUCUGCCACCUUCUGGUGGUGAUAGCCUGGAUUGGAGGCAUCCUGCAUGCCACUGUGCAGAUUCUUUUCAUGACCGACUUGCCCUUCUGUGGUCCCAAUGUCAUUGACCACUUUAUGUGUGAUCUCUUCCCAUUGUUGAAACUUGCCUGCAGAGACACCUACAGACUUGGGUUGGUGGUGGCAGCCAACAGUGGAGCCAUGUGCUUGCUCAUCUUUUCCCUGCUCCUCAUCUCCUACAUAGUCAUCCUGAGCUCCCUGAAAUCCCAAAGCUCUGAAGGACAGCGCAAAGCCCUCUCCACCUGUGGCUCCCACUUUACUGUUGUUGUAUUCUUUUUUGUGCCUUGCAUAUUCACCUACAUGCGUCCUGUGGUCAUCUACUCUGUGGACAAGUUGGUGACUGUGUUCUUUGCAGUCCUCACUCCCAUGUUAAAUCCUAUAAUUUACACUGUGAGAAACACAGAGGUAAAAAAUGCCAUGAGGAGUUUGUUGAGGAAAAGAGUAACAGUUUGUGCAUAA
Molecule: messenger RNA, 936 nt
Organism: Nomascus leucogenys (northern white-cheeked gibbon)
Lineage: Eukaryota; Metazoa; Chordata; Mammalia; Primates; Hylobatidae
Product: olfactory receptor 4C3D-like
Biological process (GO): G protein-coupled receptor signaling pathway
Cellular component (GO): membrane
Molecular function (GO): olfactory receptor activity; G protein-coupled receptor activity
Source: RefSeq, a predicted model, not a curated record